Molecule: messenger RNA, 1146 nt
Organism: Colletotrichum phormii
Lineage: Eukaryota; Fungi; Ascomycota; Sordariomycetes; Glomerellales; Glomerellaceae
Exons: 2
Coding region: 1-1146 (381 amino acids)
Source: RefSeq, a predicted model, not a curated record
AUGCCGAAGCGAUCCUUGGACGCCAGCAACCUGUCGCCCACAAUGCAGACUGAACGGGCACAGAAGAAGACGGAGAGAUCUCACGAAGAGAACCAAGAGCGUGCGUACAUUGCCGCCUCGCGGCGCGCAGACCGCAGCAUCGAAGCCCGUGUCCAAUCCGCCAAGAUGGCCAGCGAGAUCCACAAGAAGCGUACCGGCAAGGGAUUCAAGAUCUCUGAAGCUAUUGUCCAGGCCGAGGAAAUGUACGAAGAGGAAGAAGAUGACAUGCCUCGCUCUUACCGAAUGCUGGCAGCUCACCUCCAGACCGGUUCUCCAGAGUUUGACUACCGCGUUAAUGCCUUUCUGGCUAACCGGGUAGCCAUGGCGAGCAUGGUAGCCGGGCUCCGCAACGAGGAAUGGGCCCAAAACCCAAUCAACAAGAUGUUUGCCGAGCAGUUCCCGAACGCCAACAAGCAAGCACAGGCUUUGUCUCGCAACAUCACGAACUCGAUGUACUCCGUCCCUGGGCAACGUUCCAUGUCGCAGUCGCAACCCUCGCAGCCCGAGAACGCGGUUACGAGCCCUAUGUCCCCGAGCUUUUCGUCCGUAAACUUCCAGCCCGAGAACCAGCGAUACCAACGCCAGAGAACACAGUCAGUGGCGUCUCCCAUGGACAUGGCCACACCGGUGGUGCGAGAUCAUCCUCAGUCGCCGCCAGCAUUGUCUCCGUCAUCGGACGCUGCUGCUGGCACGCCUUCGACGCGAACCGCUUCGACUUUCCCUUCGCCCAUGACAACAAUCGACCACAGCCUCUUCUCCCCUGAGUCGUCGUUUACUGCUGAGCUGCCGAUGGAUGCGAAGAUGAUGGUACCCAACUUGGACAUGAAUGAUCCGAUGGCUCAAAUGUUCAUGGGCAACCCGCUACAGCAGCAGAUGUACUAUCCGGACACUCAUUCGAUGGCCGACCUGAAACAUGAGCAGCACUUGAAUGAGCUUACGCUUUCUUCGCACGAGUACUUCAACGGACACGUGAACCCUUACGCGUCCCGCUUUGACGAACCGAGAAGCGAUGAUGCGACCCCGGGACCCAAUGUCAACGACAAUUGGGACGCUUUUCUUGACUUUGGCGAGCAGUCUGACUCUGGCGCCAUUGACCCGACAUUGUAG